GAACGCAGCUAUAGAUUAGUUCAUUGGCCCACUUGGCAAUCGCAAAAAUUUGCCUAUGGCCGGCCGUCUUUAUUAAUACCUUGUCAGUGGUUCAGUUCAUAUCAUAGUAUAUGUUCAUAUUCGCUCAUUAUAUGUUAGACGUUAGAAUUACCAGAAAUUUACAGCGUGGAUUUCACGUUAGCUAAGCUAGGUCUAUCAUACCAAAAAUCAUGGCACUUAUUUCUACAAGGACAAUUUUUAAUCCCGUGUUGAGGCAAACUCUCAAGCAAAUUAUCUUUGUGAAGCAACUGCCGAAAUGUCAAUGUCGUCAAAUGAACAGUCGGCUGUUUUUUCCGACUGUUACCAGCCAAAGAUUCUAUGCAGAGAAAAAAGUAUUUAGCCGUGAUAAACCACAUUGCAAUAUAGGCACUAUUGGUCAUGUAGAUCAUGGUAAAACCACUCUGACAGCAGCUAUUACUAAAGUAUUGUCCGAGAAGCAUUUAGCGAAAGCUAAGGGAUACAGUGAAAUUGACAAUGCUCCUGAGGAAAAAGCCCGCGGUAUUACCAUUAAUGUCGCUCACAUCGAAUAUCAGACAGAAAGUCGUCAUUAUGGACACACAGAUUGUCCGGGUCAUGCCGAUUAUAUCAAAAACAUGAUCACAGGAACUGCUCAGAUGGAUGGCGCUAUACUGGUUGUCGCUGCUACGGAUGGCACAAUGCCACAAACUAGAGAGCACUUGCUCCUUGCUAAACAGAUUGGCAUUAAGCAUAUUGUUGUAUUUAUUAAUAAGGUUGAUGCUGCUGAUGAAGAAAUGGUAGAGUUAGUAGAAAUGGAAAUACGAGAAUUGCUUUCCGAAAUGGGUUAUGACGGCGAUAAUAUUCCGAUAGCCAAAGGCAGUGCACUCUGCGCGCUCGAAGGAAAGAAACCUGAAAUAGGUGGACAGGCUAUAUUGCACUUGUUGGAAUUGGUAGACAAAAAUAUUCCAACUCCAGUAAGAGAACUGGAUAAACCCUUCCUACUUCCAGUAGAAAACGUAUAUUCUAUUCCUGGUAGAGGUACCGUAGUUACCGGUAGACUAGAGCGCGGUAAACUAAAGAAGGGAACGGAAUGCGAGUUUAUCGGUUACAAUAAAGUUUUUAAAAGCGUAGUCACAGGUAUAGAAAUGUUCCAUCAAAUAUUGGAGGAAGCCCAUGCCGGAGAUCAACUUGGCGCUCUGGUAAAAGGUUUAAAAAGAGACGAAGUAAGAAGAGGCAUGAUAAUGUGUAAACCUGGCUCUAUUAAGGCACACGAUCAUGUAGAAUCACAAGUGUACAUGUUGAGCAAGGAAGAAGGUGGCAGAAAAAAACCGAUUGCGAAUAUGAUACAACUACAGAUGUUUUGUAGAACGUGGGACGUUGCAGUGCAAUGUGCCAUAGUUGGAAAGGACUUGGCCAUGCCAGGAGAAGAUAGCACAUUAAUAUUAAAAUUGAUAAGACCAAUGGUAUUGGAAAAGGGACAGCGUUUUACAUUACGAGAUGGAAUGGUAACUCUAGGAACUGGUGUAAUCACCAACACCCUGAAAUCGCUAACGGAUUCAGAGCGACAUGAACUUCUCGAGGGCAAGAAAGCGAUACAGAAAAAGGAAAAGAAAACACAAAAAAAUUAGUUUACUUGAUAACUAUUUGUUACAGAAUAAAGCAGAAUUGUGCUAUAUAAUAAAGAAAAUAUAUACCAGUUCAAACAGUCAGAUUUCAAUCGAAUCUUUCAAAUGAGUGUCUAACCAAAAUAUCCGACAUUUCUUUGAAACGAUUGUUUGAUAGAUGCGCAAGAUGUAGAUUAUAUAAUAAAUACAUGAUUUGGAUGUGUAUUUAAAAAAAGCAAUUUUUUAUCGCUACAUUAUAAAUUCUGAAUCAUACAAUUUUAUUCAUUAACAAAGACCAAAUGUGACUCAAUUCAAUUAUUGAUACAUGUAUUUAUCAAGUAAUGCUUUCGUUCCUUCUUUAGAUUUCAAGCAUCUGUAUCUAGAGAUAUAUAUUGUACCAUUUUAAAUAAAAAAAUAUGUUAGUAAAAA
This is a messenger RNA of Solenopsis invicta (red fire ant), 2030 nucleotides long. RefSeq names its product elongation factor Tu, mitochondrial (gene mEFTu1). Lineage: Eukaryota; Metazoa; Arthropoda; Insecta; Hymenoptera; Formicidae. Gene Ontology annotation, molecular function: GTPase activity; GTP binding; translation elongation factor activity. The record is from RefSeq and is a predicted model, not a curated record. Bases 210 to 1625 code for a protein of 471 amino acids. Gene Ontology annotation, cellular component: mitochondrion. Gene Ontology annotation, biological process: mitochondrial translational elongation. The transcript is spliced from 6 exons.